Messenger RNA from Setaria italica (foxtail millet), 2054 nucleotides. RefSeq lists its product as uncharacterized. Gene Ontology annotation, molecular function: DNA-binding transcription factor activity, RNA polymerase II-specific; RNA polymerase II cis-regulatory region sequence-specific DNA binding; protein dimerization activity. Gene Ontology annotation, biological process: regulation of transcription by RNA polymerase II. Gene Ontology annotation, cellular component: nucleus. Lineage: Eukaryota; Viridiplantae; Streptophyta; Magnoliopsida; Poales; Poaceae. The record is from RefSeq and is a predicted model, not a curated record. The transcript has 7 exons. The coding region runs from base 163 to 1824 and encodes 553 amino acids.
GCCCACAAACUCUGCUCUCCUCCUAUCACCUCCACUCCACACACACAGAGCCAAAUUCAUUCUCCUUCUUCCUCCUCUCUCUCCUCGAUCUCUUCUUCCCCACCACACACCAGCUAUAGCCUGCACCACCAGCUAGCUCUAGCUUCCCCUGCGCGCGCGUGCAUGCAGUGCAUGGCGCAGGAGGGCUCCGAGGCCUCCGUCGCCAGCUCGCCGCCGGCGGCGGCCUCCUCCUCAUCAACGUCCUCCGCCGCCGCCGCGGCCUCCUGGUGGCGCGACAAUAUGCACCCGGUCGCAUACGGCGCCGCCUGGCCGCCCCCGCAAGCAGCCGCGGCGCCACGGUGGCCCCCGAUGGCCGCGCAGCACCAGCACCACGGCCGGACGACGACGUCCUCUGGCGGCGGCGCCGACGACGACCUCUCCGCCUCCAACGCCACCAUGACGUCCUUCACCAACACCUCCACCACCAACCACUCUGGCCUCAGCAUGGACUCCUCCGUCCCCGGCGCCGAGGCUGCCGCCGCCGCCGCCGUCGCCGCCGAGAGCCACCUCUGGAACCAAGUCCUCAUGGGCGCCGGCGGCGAGGUCGGGAGGAGCAUGCAGGCCGUGCACGACGCCCAUGACGACAGCGAGAACUUCCUCGAGCUGCUCAACUCGAGGACGCUCGCGCCGGAGCUCUUCGCCGAGCCGCCGGCCUGCGACUACCUCAAGAAGAUGGAGUACGGCAGCAGCCACGGCGGCGGCGGAGGAGGAGGAGGAUGGCCGGACCACCAGUUCACGGCCGCCGCGCUGGAGAAGCACCUGAGCUACGGCGCCGCGCUCGCGCACCACCAGCACCACCACCACGCGGCGGCCGGAGCGCCUGAGCGGCUCACGGCGAACCUGUCCGACCUCGUGAGUAACUGGUCCAUCGCGCCGCCCGACCCGUGCCUCGGCGACGCGCAUCACCGCGCCGGCGCCGCCGCGGCAUGCGAUAACGCCGCGGUGGCGUCCUUGGGCCACGGCGCCAAGCCCGGCUUGUUCCUGGACUCCGGCGGCCUCUGCAAGCACGAGAUGAGCGGCCACGGCGGGAUGCUGCAGGAAGCAGCUGGCGGCGGCGGCCAAGAAUUCCUCCGGCCGACGGGGUACAGCUCCAUGCUCGGGCUCAGCAGCAGCAACAGGAUGUACGGUGCCGGCCCCGCCAUGGACGUGCCGUGGGGCAACAAUGCCGGCGCGGCGAGGAGCCUGUCGGACCUGAUAUCCUUCGGCGGAGCGCCGCUGGGAAAGCCGGAGCAGCCGGCGGCCACGGCGACGAAGGCGCAGGCGGAGUACAAGAAGCAAGGGCAGGAGAUCUCGUCGCCGGCGAAGACGAGUAGCGGCGGCGGCAGCAAGGGGAGCUCGGAGGGGAAGAAGAAGAGAUCGGAGGAGCAGCAGGGGUCGGAUGGGAACACAAAGAAGUCCAAGAAUGAGGCCUCCUCGCCCACGUCGUCUCUCAAGGCAUCGCAGGUGCCGAAAGUGAAGUUAGGAGACAAGAUCACUGCGCUGCAACAGAUCGUUUCACCAUUUGGAAAGACCGAUACAGCAUCAGUUCUGUAUGAGGCGAUAAAUUACAUCAAGUGGUUGCAUGAACAAGUGCAGUUGCUGAGUGAUCCAUACAUGAAGACAAGUAGUAGCAAGGACUACAAUGCAUGGGGAGGAUUGGAUAGGAAGGAGAAGUCGGAGGCAGAGAUGGACCUGCGAAGUAGAGGCCUGUGCUUGGUACCCGUCUCAUGCACGCCUCAAGUGUACAGGGAUAACAAUGGCCCGGACUACUGGACGCCCCCAUAUAGAAGCUGCUUAUACAGAUGAAUUUAUUAGUAACUAUUUUUAUUCGAUUGGUUACCUUAAUAAUUUGUGGUGAAUAUAUAUCUGUUAAAGAAGACAAAUCACGAUUAGCUGCAUGAGUUAAUUUAAAUCAAAACCCUGAUGUAUCUGGUUCUUAAUUAGAGGCUUCGUGCCAUUAAUCUCAUCAGCAUUGAUAUUGAUGUAUUAAUUCUUUUUUACUCCAAGUGAGAGAUAUCUUAUCAGCCUUGGUAUGA